Talaromyces atroroseus is the source of this 978-nucleotide messenger RNA. RefSeq lists its product as hypothetical. Gene Ontology annotation, molecular function: O-acyl-L-carnitine transmembrane transporter activity. Gene Ontology annotation, biological process: carnitine transmembrane transport; mitochondrial transport. Bases 1 to 978 code for a protein of 325 amino acids. Gene Ontology annotation, cellular component: mitochondrial envelope. The transcript has 3 exons. The record is from RefSeq and is a predicted model, not a curated record. Lineage: Eukaryota; Fungi; Ascomycota; Eurotiomycetes; Eurotiales; Trichocomaceae.
AUGUCAGUCUCUACAAACGAAAUAAAGGAUACCGAGGAAACCCUCGCGCCAGCCAAGCAGUCGGCCUCUUCCCAAACCCUCGCACAGCUCCGAUCCUUCGUUGCCGGCGGUGUAGGCGGUGUCUGCGCCGUGGUGAUCGGCCACCCCUUUGACCUGGUCAAGGUGCGCAUGCAAACAGCCGAAAAGGGCGUAUAUACGGGUGCCAUCGAUGUUGUGAAGAAGACGGUUGCGCGCGAGGGUCUGGCGAGGGGGUUGUAUGCUGGUGUUUCGGCGCCGCUUGUGGGUGUUACGCCUAUGUUCGCCGUCAGCUUCUGGGGCUACGAUCUCGGCAAAACGCUCGUUUCAUCUGUCUCUACCGUCCCAGUACACAACAACACACCCCAGUAUAGCAUAGCGCAAAUAUCCGCGGCCGGCGCCUUCUCUGCCGUGCCCAUGACACUGAUCACAGCGCCCUUUGAGCGAGUUAAAGUCUUGCUUCAAAUUCAAGGGCAAAACCCGCCUCCGGCCGGGCAAAAACCGAAAUAUUCAGGCGGCGUCGACGUCGUGCGUCAACUGUACAAGGAAGGCGGACUUCGUAGCGUGUUCCGUGGCUCGGCAAUGACGCUAGCACGCGAUGCACCAGGUUCGGCAGCCUAUUUUGCUGCUUAUGAGUAUAUCAAGCGCUCGCUCACCCCCAAGGAUGAGCAUGGCAAUGUCACCGGUGAACUGUCGCUGACAGCCGUGUUGGCGGCCGGAGGUACGGCGGGCAUUGCGAUGUGGAUUCCUGUGUUCCCAGUUGAUACGGUCAAGUCGAGAUUGCAGUCUGCGUCAGGGAAUCCGACUAUUGGGGGCACGAUUAGGGCUAUUCAUGCUAGUGGUGGUUUCAAGGCAUUUUUCCCUGGGUUUGGCCCGGCGUUGGCGCGUGCUGUGCCUGCUAAUGCUGCUACAUUCCUCGGAGUUGAGUUAGCGCACAAGGCUAUGACCAAGUUUUUCGGAUGA